AUGAAAAUCUUCAGUCUCAUCUCAUUCGUGACUUUUCUAGGUCAGCUGAUACCUGGAAUCGAAGCCGAUAUUUCAAAUUAUCUGUGUGACCAUGUUGUUCUUGAUGCGAAGGACAUAGAAGCUGGUGUUGAUCGUGCAUUCAGAACUAAAAUGCAAGAAACUCUAGGAGCAUACGCACCUGAUGAUUUUUAUAACGAAGGAUCCUACAUAGUUAAAUAUAAGUCCCCAAGAGUAAAUAUGGAUGUUACAAUCAAAAUAGGAAUUACGUUUAGCGAGGAUGUUCUUUAUGUAAAAGCUGCAGGCGAUGGCCAAGAAAUUGACUGUCAUCCAACAGAUAAGCCGGCUACCACGAAAAGAAUUGUCCCUUAA
This is a messenger RNA of Blumeria graminis f. sp. triticale, 369 nucleotides long. The record is from the annotation of a GenBank genome assembly. Lineage: Eukaryota; Fungi; Ascomycota; Leotiomycetes; Helotiales; Erysiphaceae.